Xenopus laevis (African clawed frog) is the source of this 2460-nucleotide messenger RNA. It is a transcript of the gene siral1.L, whose product is annotated as family with sequence similarity 118 member B L homeolog. The coding region runs from base 312 to 2150 and encodes 612 amino acids. Gene Ontology annotation, cellular component: nuclear body. The transcript is spliced from 10 exons. Lineage: Eukaryota; Metazoa; Chordata; Amphibia; Anura; Pipidae. The record is from RefSeq and is a predicted model, not a curated record.
ACUGACCAGCAGGCGUCAGAAUAACGUUGCAAGACGAUCAUUCGCACUUCGAUUUUUACAAGGUAGACUGACCCCAACAGCGGUCCGUACCUUAUGCUGUAGCCUGCAGCAGUCAAAGGGCUGAGUGGGAGCCGGCGGAUACUAAGGGAAAGUAUUUGGCUCUAGCGCUAUACAGUGAGGAUUAUAGAGCAACACGAGACUGCUAACGGGUGGCCAGCUGUGCGUCAGCAGGAAGGAUUUGUUGAAUUGUCUCGUAAUGCAUUUGUGAAAUAUAAAAUCCCAGGUGUUCUGCUGUUCAGUCUGUUUAUUGGAUGGCUUCUGCACUAACUGUAAAGUCUGAGAGUCAAAUGCUUAUAGAUGAUGGAAUCCCACCAGCCAAGAAGCCCAGGAGGUUCCCUGUCCUGGAAAUCACUUCAGAGCAAAUAAUCGAUGUCAACUCUCAUUGCUGCAAAUACAAGGGAACUGACAAUCCCCAGGCCUUCUUGAGAAAGCUCUUGCCAAGUCUGAAGACAAAGAAACCUCAGGAGCUUGUUUUGGUUAUUGGAACUGGUAUAAGUGCUGCAGUUGCACCUCAGGUUCCUGCUCUGAAAUCUUGGAAGGGACUAAUCCAGGCCCUUCUUGAUGCUGCUAAUGACUUUGACUUGCUGGAAGAGGAGGAAAGCAAAAAGUUCCAGAAAUGCCUUCAUGAAGACAAGAACCUUAUUCACGUGGCUCAUGACUUGAUUCAGAAGCUGUCACCGCGCACUAGCAAUGUUAGGUCCACCUUCUUUAAAGACUGCUUAUAUGAGGUGUUUGAUGAUCUCGAGUCAAAGAUGGAGGAUUCUGGAAAACAGCUUUUACAGUCAGUGGUACAACUAAUGGAGCAUGGAGCCCUUGUUUUAACUACUAAUUUUGACAACUUGCUUGAAAUAUAUGCCAUUCAUCAAGGAAAGCAACUGGAAUCAUUAGAUUUGACAGAUGAAAAAAAGGUCUUAGAGUGGGCUCAGGAGAAAAAAAAGUUGAGUGUGUUACACAUACAUGGAGUGUACACAAACCCCAGUGGUAUUGUUCUCCACCCAGCUGGCUACCAGAAUGUGCUAAGGAACACAGAAGUCAUGCGAGAGAUCCAGAAGCUGUAUGAAACAAAGUCAUUCCUUUUCCUUGGCUGUGGCCGCACUGUGGAUGAUACAACAUUUCAGGCGCUCUUUCUGGAGGCAGUGAAACACAAGUCAGACUUGGAGCAUUUCAUGCUGGUUCGCAGAGAAGAUGUAGAGGAGUUCAAAAAACUGAGAGAGAAUAUGUUGGAUAAGGGCAUCAAAGUGAUUUCAUAUGGCACCGAGUACACUGAUUUGCCAGAAUACUUUGAGAGGCUCGCUAAUGAAAUUUCUACUAAAGAACGCACAGGGAUGACAAGAGAUAUUCCAUUGAAAAAUGGCCCAAGCAUUGCAUUUUUUCAGAAUAAAGGUCAACAAUCUCAUCAUGAUGAUCGACAGGAGUUUACAGACGAGGAGCCAUUUUAUGAAGAAAAUAUGCAGUUUUUACAACACCCCGAUGAUGACUCAAAUGUUGAACGUCAAGUUAAAAUGUCUGCAUGCGUCUGCAGUGAACAAGUUGAAAAGCAAUUUGCAAUGUUACCAGGCCCAUCCCAGGCAAAACAGCAGCAUAUACCUUUGUUGCCAAGAGAGCAGCCGUAUGAUAACUUUACAAAACACUUAAAGGGCCUAAAAGCUUUAAAUGUAGCUAUGAGCAAGGGAAUCUUGCAUAGGAUGAACACAAUGCACAUGGACCUCUGCCGUCUUAACAUAAGUAUGAAUAAAAAUAGCUUUCUUUGUAGAAAAAUGCUUAAAGUGGAGGCCAAACGAAACCGCUUACUCUGCCAAAUGAAUGACAACAUAAGCAAGCUUUCACAAAGUGUGCUAAUGGCAGUGCAACAGAACAUCAAUCAAAGUGCAUUGCAUCCCAUUUCUGAAGAACAGAGAAGAACUGAUAUGGAAAGCAAUUCCCCUGCACUUCCCCUGGAAUCUGCUGCAGACCCUUAUUCCUACACCACAGCUACAAUAACACCCCAGUCCACUCCAUGUCAUCAUUCUUUAAGGUCCAGAAGAAACCGCUCUUCAUUGCCACAGUGCUGUGAGCUAAGGUCAAAAGCUGCAAAGCAAAUAAGAAAAUGAAACAUUUUCUAUAUGUAUUUGGUAACAGCACGUGAAGUGGCAUGAACACAAUUGGCUUUCUUCAUCUUUAAGAGGGGCUCGUCUGAAGAUUGGGAUAAAAUCAACACGUCAACAAUGGAGACCCAGAGCAGACACAUUGGCAGGCUUGAAUAUAGCUUUAAUUUCCAUGGCUUAAUCAGGCAUUUGUUGUAAUCAAGUAUCAGUAGUUUUUAUUUUGUGACUUCAUUUUUCUUGUUUGGUGAAGCAUCUUACUGAAAACUAAUGUAAUGGAUUUACUAUGACGGUAUAAUAGUGGUAUAAAAGUGGGCUA